AUGACUAUUGUUGAAAAUAUCACAGAUACAGACACUCAGCAAGAGCUAUCGGAAAAUAACUCAAAGCGUAUUUUGGCGUUAAUAACUAUCAAUGAUCAGCUGGAAAGUGUCCUGGUUCAUAUCAAAACAAACGGAUUUACGAUCAUUGAUUCGAAACACAUUCAAUUCUCAAAAGAACAAGCAGCACUCUUUUGUCAACCUUGUUUGGAAGAUUCAAAUUUAUGUGCAUUGAUCCUUGAAAAAGAAAAUGCCAUUCAAGAAUGGAAACAAUGGACUGAUCCUAUGGAUCAAAAAGAAGCUCCUCAUCUCAUACCUGCUUUGUUUAAACAACAUGUUGUGUAUGCAAGUGACUCAAAUGUUAGCGCAGAAAGAGAUAUUGAAUCUGUAUUUCAUCAAGUUUCAUCUAACGGUAACGAUAAACAACAAAAGAGUUCUAAUAUUGCAGAAACAAAAGAAACUAAAGGCCAGUCUGAGUUGAGUGAAGAUACAGACAAACUCAUAAAAGACCAUGAACAAGUAAUCAACACAACAGAAAGCAACCACAACAAGGGCCAAGUGCACGAUACAACCAAUGAGCAACAAAAUGACGUAGAGAAAGAGAAGGGAAAGCAAGAUGCUUUUAUAAAAAAGAAUGUACAAGUACAUCCUUCAAGUUCUCGACCUCGAAUACCUGUUAGAAUCAAACGAAAUCAAGUGAAUGUCCCUAAGCAGCCAACCGUAACAGCUCAGCCUCUUGUUAACAAGACAACCAAAAGUUCGCGUAUUGCUAGACUCAGCAUGCCAGUCAAGGAACCCACGAAACCAAUGGAGAAAGUAGCAGUAACUCGAGUCCUUCCACGUGUUGCCGCCUUAUCAAAUCAAAAGCUAUCGUAUCCGUCACCAACCAAAGAUGGACAGGCCAAGAAGAAAACCAUGCCAACCAAGGCCUUUAUCUCUCGCUUAACAGCUCCUACUGUUGCCAGUGCAAACAAGAACACCAAAAAAAUGCCUACAGAUGUACAAACACGUCAUUAA
Messenger RNA from Gilbertella persicaria, 1014 nucleotides. RefSeq lists its product as uncharacterized. Bases 1 to 1014 code for a protein of 337 amino acids. Lineage: Eukaryota; Fungi; Mucoromycota; Mucoromycetes; Mucorales; Choanephoraceae. The record is from RefSeq and is a predicted model, not a curated record. The transcript is spliced from 5 exons.